UCAAUUCCUGCCAAGCAAGCCACCAUGAAAAUCCACAGAGUAAUUAAGAGUGCCUUUUUGGUGAUGCCAAUCACUGUGAUUAUCUUGUACUUGUAUAAUGCCAAUAGAGGAUAUGCAAUAACAUUUUUCAGACGUAAAAAUGGUAGGCAAUCAAGCAGCUCUCCAUCAGAUACAGUGAUAUGGACCACACGGCCCACUUCACGUUUAGGAAACAAGAUGGGAGAAUAUGCGGUGUUAUACGCUUUGGCCAAAAUUAACGGUCAUCAAGCCUAUGUUUUACCUGAGAUGCAGAGUGAGCUUGGGAAGAUUUUUAAGAUAUCAUUGCCUGUUAUUCCCCAGGACGUUGCAGACUCAAUCAAAUGGACUCAUUACAAGCUACAUAAUUGGAUGUCCCCAGAAUAUUUAAACAUCUCUGGACAAUACGUGAAACUUUUUGGCACUCCCUAUUCGUGGACUUUCUAUCAUCACAUACGAGAAGAGAUUGUACGAGAAUUCACUUUCCAUGAUAGUUUAAAAAAGGAAGCAAAUUUAUACUUAGAACAAGCUAAGGGGCCUAAGGUUAAUGUGACUUAUAUUGGGGUUCAUGUUCGUAGAGGAGAUUAUGUAGAUGUAAUGCCAAAGAAAAGGCAAGGAGUAGUAGCAGACAAAAAUUACCUACAACAAGCCAUGGACUAUUUCAGACUAAAGUAUGAGAACCCUCUCUUUGUGGUGACCAGUAAUGGCAUGAACUGGUGUAAGGAACACAUUAAAAAUUCACUAGGGGAUGUCUACUUUGCUGGAGAUGGUCAAGAACGCUCUCCUGCCCGUGAUUUUGCCCUCUUAGCACAUUGUAACCACACUAUUAUGACCAUUGGGUCAUUUGGAUACUGGGCUGCAUACUUGGCUGGAGGCGAAACAAUUUACUUAACAAACUUCACAUUACCAGAUUCUCCUUUUCUAAAUAUUUUCAAGUAUACAUCUGUUUUUCUUCCUGAAUGGAUUGGUAUUCCUGCAGAUCUUUCUCCACUGUUGGAAAACACUAACAAAUCAAAGUAAAAAUGGCAUUUUAAUUAUUUAUGUAUUUUACUGACAUAUUC
Messenger RNA from Bufo bufo (common toad), 1076 nucleotides. Its product is annotated as galactoside alpha-(1,2)-fucosyltransferase 2-like. The record is from RefSeq and is a predicted model, not a curated record. The transcript has a single exon. Gene Ontology annotation, biological process: carbohydrate metabolic process. Gene Ontology annotation, cellular component: membrane. Bases 25 to 1035 code for a protein of 336 amino acids. NCBI's taxonomy places the organism in Eukaryota, Metazoa, Chordata, Amphibia, Anura, Bufonidae. Gene Ontology annotation, molecular function: galactoside 2-alpha-L-fucosyltransferase activity.